AUGCCUGUGAUGCGAGUGAGGGACGACACCGAAGGUUUCGAUAUGGUGUUCCAAAAAAGUCAACGCCAAGCCAAACGUGGUAUUGCGUUGCAUGGACGCUUGGUCGUGCUUCGCUACCGCGCACGGGCACGAUACGGCUGCGACGAAACACCAAGGAGCACGCAAAUGAGACCACAACAAGAGCAGCUGGUCGGAACGCACAUUCUGCUUCAUUCUCGACAAAAAGUGACUAUGCUUUGGAUAUCGUCAUUGACGCUAUCCCUGCUUCAGCUUUUUAUUGCACGGCAGAGUGUUGAGCAGCACUUGACACGGUGCAAAUGGUACAUAAGACGAAGCAAGAGCAGACGCUACAGUUAUAGGUUUGGCUCUACAAACUAUGAUUGCUGGGAUGCGUUGAAAAAUGCCUGCGGCCCCGAGGCUUCUUCUUACGAGGAGAUUUUCCAGGGGGCCGAGAACAUCGAGUAUGUCACUGGUAUCCCUGUCAAUACGACCAUGAGCUACGUUAUUCAUUCACGAAACGGCCAAGUGCAGGAGGAAGUCGCUGCUUGGUCUGGCGUUGAACGAGGAUCCGACCUAUUCAUAAAAGGCUGGGGAGGUUUUGACGUCAUGGAAGCCUGCAGCAGGAGAGUGAAACAAAGAGAAAUUGAGCAACUCACCCCUGUCCUAGAUAUGUUUGUACUCGAAAGGCUCAAGGAAAAAGCCAAGACUUUGAACAACUGCAGACAUGGCGGUCCCAAAAAAGAAUUGAUCCAACGGCUCAUCCAACACCCUGAUUUCAAUGGUCCCCUAGAUAUCGCCUUGUUGGCUCAAGACUCUGAACCUCGUGAUUUUCAUCCCACGAAAGGGAAAGGUUGGCGCGGCCGUUAUACCCCCGAAGAUGUACGCAAUGCUGUGAUGCACAACACAGCCCCGUGGCUAGUGGGUUCUCCAACAGACGUCGCCAUUGAAGCAUAUUUUGGGGAUGUCAUCCACGAGAAGUGGGUCUUUAAUGCUCUUCGUGUCAUACUAGGAGCGGGCAGAGACUGCCCGAUGCGACUGCAUCUCAUAGCCAACUAUGAUUCGUGGAGGCAGGAAAGAAAUUUAAACUCUUUGGAUGAGGUUGUUGCUGCAACCAAUGCUUUUUUGCAGGGUGAGAAUCCAUUCUGGCCAGAUGAAUGGGAAUACAUGAAUCCUUAG
Messenger RNA from Seminavis robusta, 1176 nucleotides. The record is from the annotation of a GenBank genome assembly. NCBI's taxonomy places the organism in Eukaryota, Bacillariophyta, Bacillariophyceae, Naviculales, Naviculaceae.